Molecule: messenger RNA, 1373 nt
Organism: Chanos chanos (milkfish)
Lineage: Eukaryota; Metazoa; Chordata; Actinopteri; Gonorynchiformes; Chanidae
Product: tumor protein p53-inducible nuclear protein 1
Exons: 4
Coding region: 100-612 (170 amino acids)
Biological process (GO): positive regulation of DNA-templated transcription; autophagosome assembly
Cellular component (GO): nucleus; autophagosome
Source: RefSeq, a predicted model, not a curated record
CCUUGUGAGCACCUGCUGUCAGAAUCGCCGUUUACCUUUGCAACAUUGGUCAGAGACAACAGCCAUUUUAGUACCAAACGAAGAGAAGUCGGCUGCAACAUGAUUGGAAAAAUAUUUGCGCAUCUCCUUGGCAACAUGGAGGGGGGAGAACUUACUGACACCAAUGCUGUUGAGAAUGAGAACUGUGAGGAUCUCCUUGAGUUUGAGGAUGGGGAAUGGGUCAUAAUUAAUGUUCAUGACAACCGUUCCUUUACCUCUGUAGAGGUGGACCCACUGGAGAACCUGCUGAUUGAACACCCCAGUAUGUCUGUCUACCAGAUGCGUCAUCAGGGAAAUGAGGAGGAAGACCUCAGCUCAGAUGAGGAAGAGGUUGACUCUAACAGGCCCGUGUCAGUCAGACGGCAUGUGUCUUGGAGACUGGCCGCAUGGGGCAUCCCUGUGCCAUGCAGUGAUCACCUGCUCUCUGCACAGCGUGCCAGAGUCAACGCAGAUCGCAGAAAACUGACCCGCUGUGCCCUCCACAGGCAAAACCUGUCCAAAAUACGCCAUUUGCCCUCUGAACGCCGUUAUGGUCACUACAAACAGCCAAGCCAACGUCUUUACAACUACUGAGGAUUCUUGGUCCUCCACGCCUUUAUGCCACUACUAUCUACUGCCGAUGAAAAUGCUGAUCUGAGGCUGCAGCCUGACCAGAGAGGGAAUGCCAAAUGGGACAAGACACCACUAGCUCUGAAGAGUGAAAGUGAAAUAUGUUGAAAUGUUAUACCACUAUAGGGAGGACAGUGUUGUGUUUGAGUGUGUCAAAAGCAAGAAAAAAAAAAAAACAAAAAGCAAAAAAUAACUGUUUGGUAGAAUAUUAAAAUAGAACUGUUGUGUGAAGCAGUGCAGAGGAAACAAGAGCAUACUUGUAGUUGUAGCUUAGGCACAUUGCAGCUUUUGAAAUAGCAUUCUCUCAUUUUAUACAGGACACUGCAGGGGGUAUGUGGCUUUGUCUGCUUUGCCGUAGAUGAGACCAUUAACAGAGUAGGUGCUUAGCUUGAUCUUCAUCUUUGUUUUAUUUCAUUGUGCCUCAACAUUUUUUCUACACGUCAAGAAUUUCAUAGUGAAAACGGAUAUCGGUAUGAUAAUAUGUUUGUGUCUGAAGAAUUUUUGCAUCAUUGAACGAAAAACUGUCUGUGAGAACUCAAAAUGUAUUUCCAAGGCCACUGUGGCUGGGAUUCAUCGUGUUUUUGAUACUUGUCACACACUGAAAGCCCAAACACAUUUGUUAUCAUUCUGGGCUCUUGCAUUUCAAAAUGUAGCUUGUAAAUAUUGCUUAAUGAUGCUAGUUUUUGUAUAUUUGAGUACACGUAUUUCCUAAAACAUCUUAAAAA